AUGUUUGUCCGCUGUAAAAUCAUUGAUUCCAGGAUCAAUGGCCCCACGCCCCCCUCAAAAUCAACUACCAGCCACAGCUUUAGCAGGUAUAACUACUUCCUGAACACCCUGGACAACUCCCUUUCCAACGAGGAGGCUUCCGUGGACACACUGAAGUCCCACUACAAUGACCUGGUGUCCUUCGUGCGAAACCUGAGCGUGGAGGAGAAGCAGGAGAUUCAGCGAGACAACAAGGCGCUGUGCUCUUGUCAAGCUGCAAUGUAG
Molecule: messenger RNA, 264 nt
Organism: Effrenium voratum
Lineage: Eukaryota; Dinophyceae; Suessiales; Symbiodiniaceae
Source: the annotation of a GenBank genome assembly